Hydatigera taeniaeformis is the source of this 432-nucleotide messenger RNA. NCBI's taxonomy places the organism in Eukaryota, Metazoa, Platyhelminthes, Cestoda, Cyclophyllidea, Taeniidae. The record is from the annotation of a GenBank genome assembly.
AUGGCGCCAGUGACUCUAAGUACUUCAUCGCUGCUGUUAGGUCUCGCUCUCUGCCUCAUGAUAUUGGCGGUGUGCUUUAAUCACUGGCGUGGCGGGAACCUACUUCAGUACGAGGGGCUACAGAGCACGACGACGGCACAGACUUGCGCAGCCCUCCUCAUCACCGGCGUGGUGCUUUGGGCUGCUGCCUUCAUUCUCGGCCUAUUGCGCUUCUGCAGCCACGAGGAGCUGAUUGGUCAGCGGGGUGUGGGGUUGCUCUACCUCCUUACCCUUUACUUUGGCACCGCAUUCAGCAUCAUUGGAGUGCUGGUGUACGUCGCCAUUCUGGGUGAGGACUGGUCCUACCUCCUUGCUGUCAUCGCUUGGACCUCCAGCCUCGUGGUCUCUGUCAUGGCAGUCACUACUUGUCGAUGUGAUGCCAAGCGUUCUUAA